UUUCACUAUUUUUUUUUCUUAUAUUAGCUGCCUAUAUAUAGAGAAUGGUCCUACCCUUUAACCCACAACAGAAAACCAAGAAACCCCAGAUUCAGACUUUCAAUUUAAACUCUCCCUUUCAAAGCUUUCAUCUUUCACCCAUCCACCUGUUACCCAUAAAAGAUCUUCUUCAAAAUCAGAUACCAGAAGAAAAAAAAAUCUGCAAAAAUGGUGAAUGCAGCUUGCAGGGCUUGGAUUGUGGCAGCAAGUAUUGGAGCUGUUGAGGCUCUGAAAGACCAAGGAAUUUGCAGGUGGAAUGGGGUUUUGAGGUCACUGCAACAGCAUGCCAAGAACAACAUGAGAUCAUAUUCCCAGGCCAAGAAACUCUCUGGGUCUUCUUCUUCAGCAAUUUCUAACAAGAUGCAGAGGUCACAGGAGGAGAAGGUGAGGAAAGUCAUGGAGUUGAACUGCUGGGGUCCUAACACUACUAGGUUUUAGAUUUUAGAUUUUGAGUCUGUGGAUGGAUGUAAUCCCUUUUUCCAUGAAUUACAUGACUUCACUUCACUACUCUUUGAUCCUUUUCGCUUCAUUUUCUUUUUCUUUCCCCUGUUUGUAUCAAAAAAAAGGGUUCUUUUGUUGUUGUCUUUUUGAUGAAGCUGAGUGCCAAAGUUUUAUAACUUGGGCCUAAAGAAAUGAGAUUAAAUGCUGCCUCACUAAAUAGAUAGAAUUAAAGAGAAAUUUGCCAUAUUGGUUUUU
Prunus persica (peach) is the source of this 735-nucleotide messenger RNA. RefSeq lists its product as uncharacterized. The coding region runs from base 208 to 477 and encodes 89 amino acids. NCBI's taxonomy places the organism in Eukaryota, Viridiplantae, Streptophyta, Magnoliopsida, Rosales, Rosaceae. The transcript has a single exon. The record is from RefSeq and is a predicted model, not a curated record.